Molecule: messenger RNA, 2049 nt
Organism: Phytophthora infestans T30-4
Lineage: Eukaryota; Oomycota; Peronosporomycetes; Peronosporales; Peronosporaceae
Exons: 1
Coding region: 1-2049 (682 amino acids)
Source: RefSeq, a predicted model, not a curated record
AUGAUUGUUCAUUGCGAAAGUUGGCAGAAGAAUAUCGAGAGAAUUUACUCGCGAGAGCUGAAUGUGCCUGAGAACGAAGUGGACUAUUGGCAGCCCAUGCCCUGGGACCGUAAAGUGCCCAAGACGAAGCUCUGCGGACCGUGCUGUUGGACGAAAUUCCGUCGGCCUUUCGAGCCGUUCUACACGUGGUGGCGCCAUGAAAACUACUUCACGUGGAUCUUUUGCCCAUACCGCAACGAACGGCUUUCCCGCGGUGAACGGGCGUUAAUUGUGGUAUGUUCCCUCUACAUCACGUUCUACGUGCUGUUCAUCAUCGUCAUGCUGCGCGAUUCGUGGGGUGCGAACCUCACCAUCUUCACGUCCGUGGUGCUGUAUGCCAUCCUCAUCUCCAUCCUCCCGUCGGCUGGCAAGGCCAUCUUCAAGGAGCUCUUCAAGCUCAUUUUCCGCCAACGACGCAAAUAUUUCCGCGCCAAGGCCACAGGUGGCGGCGAUCUGAGCGGCUUUUCCUUCCGAUUGGCGUUUAUCUUGCAGGUGUUGGUCGUGGUCCUGCUGACGUUAGCUCAGGCGCCGAUCUUCUACAUUUGGGCCUAUCGCAGCUGCCUCUUCCUCAAGAAGUUCAUGUGGUUCGGCGUCUUGGCUGCGAUCAUGCGGAUGUCUCUGCUGGGCCUGGUGCUGGACUUUGCGUGGUAUCUGAUCAUCAAGACGUGGGGCUGGAAGGACCUGUGUCCGUAUUGCACCGAGCGGAUCAAACACUGCGACUGCUUUAACGAUGAGCUGCUGGUGCUUGCAGUGGAGCGUGUGGGGCCCAAAUGGGAACUGAUCCGAGUCUUGGAUGGCCUUAUAGCCAGGCAGCAUCACUAUGACCCCCAGUUUGAGCUCUAUACAGCCGAGCAACUACGUGAACGGUGGGAAGUGCUGGUGGAGCGAGCAGAGAAGCACAUGGACAAGAUGGAGAAGCUCUGUGCGUAUCAGGAGAAGAAGCGUCUCGAAGCGCUGCGUCACGACCGCGUACGUCGCAGUCUGACGAGCUUCUUGUCGUUCCAUGGCACGCAGUCGGAUCCGCCUGGAUCGGGCAAACAGUUGGGGGGCGAAGACGACACGACGCAGCGGAGAUCUUCGGACGUAGGCAGCACGAGUAGCAGCACUGAGGAGAACCGUGUUUGCGACUCGGUUGUGGAUAUCCACGUGUGUAGUCUGCGGGAGAAGAAGGUCUUGGAGCUCAACGACAAGAUCAAGCUGGACACGUUUGAGAAGCACUACGACUCGAACAUCUCGGAGGUUUUCCAUGCACUCACGCACUCUGUGCAGAAGCUGCGACGUCAUGGCAAGAGGAAGCGUCAGGCGAAGUCCAAGUCGACGAGUUCUGGUCUGGAACAGAUUCCGGAAGAGGAUCAGAGCGCGAAGGAGCAUGAAGACUCGAGAUCUCGCACGCAGAUUGAUAGCAGAAGCACCAAUGGCGAGACGAUGUGGGUGUUGGACACGCCGGCGCAGCGUCUCGAGCGACGGCAAGAAGAGAAAUUGCAGCGGAAACGAGCGUUCCGAGUGCUGAAUAAUUACAAGAUCGAGAGUGUGGAUCAUCUGGAUUCAGAGCCUGGAAGAGCUCCAGCUGCUUCGAUGUUGUCUCCAAUUCUGUCGCGUCAAGGCUCCAUGUCUGGUGCAGCGCCAUUGUCCACGAGUCGAGUCAGUCAAGACACGAAGAAGAGACCGUUGCUGUCGACUCGCCAUCGACCGAGCACACCUCGUAGUGAAGACCUGGUGGUUCUGGUGCCGGAUGGACAUCAAAGUAAGGAGAAGGACAAAGUGAACCUCGAUGAGCUGGCCAGUGGCUGUGUGGAGGACUACAACGACGAUGAAGACGACGAGUACCCGAGCGACUUGGAGCGUGGCGAGCGUCAACCUCUUUCCGGUGCGACGGACCAACCGCCAUCAAGCUCAACUCGUGUGUAUUCCGUCACGGAGCGGCCUCAGACUUUGCUCAGGCGUGUGUCUGCUUCAGCCUCCGCCUUUGCCGCCUGGGCACUCAACUACGACCCAAACGUAAAGUAUUAG